UUUGACAGGUGGCGAAAAUUUUUGUUUUGUUAGAAACUAAACAAACGUGAUUUUUUACUGUUAAUUUCCCUUAAUUUUCUUUAAAAAUUUCCGUGAUUUUUCACUCGCCUUUGGCCUCUUUCGUUAUCAUUCCGCGAGUUAUUAGUUGUUAAAAAGUGACUCGUGCAUGAAUAAAUUAGUUUUGUUAUGGCUACCAGCAGUUCAGACGAAAGUAGCACUGCUCCCAAAGAUUUUCAUAUUUCCUCGUCGAUAGACAGUGGCAGUCGUCUAAGUUUGUCAAGACAAAAGUGCUUGUUGUGCUGCAACUCCCGAAAAGUGUUUUAUUGCAAAGAUUGCAUCCACAGUGGCCUCUUCUACCAUUCAAAACAUCAAGUCGCGGAAAGUUAUUUAGAUAAACGUAAACUGUUACUAGAACUCGAGGAUAACAAGAAGAAUUUGGAGAAGAAGUGUCUUAAACACUUUGAGUCAAGACAGAAGGCUGAUGUGUUGCAUUCCAAGAUCAGGCAGUGCAGAGACAGGAAUAGAAUUAUUAAACUUGCCGUGGAAGAGAAAAAGCAGAAACGUCUCAAAUACAUCGCCGACUUAAAUAGGUUAAAAGAGGAAGUUAAAAGAACUUCGGAAAAGUUGAUCAAAUAUGACCAGAAAGUGUCACAAAUUGAACAGUAUGCUGCUGAUAAAAGAGACAAAGUUGAGAAACAACGAGAGUUGCUUGAGCAGAAACGACGCGAGAUUAUGAAACUUGUGAGACUCAGAAUUGACCAACUCAAAUAUGUGUUUCCUAUCAAAAAAGUGGAACCGAAAUUGGAAGUUGAAUCGGCUGAAUCUGAUAUGGUUAGUGCAAUCGCAGAAGCCUCACAAACUAUGUAUGUAAGGGAUAGGUGGGAAUAUGCAGAUUUUUUAACUGAUUCAAGUGAGCUGCAAUAUUCCAUUGUGGAACCGACUCUGCCCGGGUCAGGGAAUUACUCGCUCUACAAUUUUUGGGUUUCGAAGAACAAAGAUGUCGUCCCUGUAAACCCAAACCCCGACCUGGUCGAACACAACCCCGGUUAUAACAUCAGCGCAGCCCUUACUUACACGGCCCAACUUAUUAACGUUUUAGCAUUUUAUUUCAACGUCCGUCUACCAUAUCGUAUGGUGUACAGCGAUUUCUGCGGGAGUUACAUGGACGAAGCCCAGUUUACACGACGAGUAGCACGACUUAAUGCUAACGUUUUAUACUUGUGUUUCUCCCAAAAUAUUGAUCUGUCUUAUCUAAAAGCGUGCGAAACUAUACAUAAUCUACUGAGGCUGAUCGACACUAGCAAUCCGCAUCUCGGAAGACAAGGGCCGUUUGAAGUUGAUGGUCAUCAAGCCGAAUCGCUUGAAAAACCCCUAACAAGGGAUUUGGAAUUCAGUGGUGAUAAUACUGAUUCAGAUGAGGGCGAUAGCUUCCACCGGGAGUGGGAAACUGUGCCCCAUAUUCCCUGUCCUGAUGUCUCGACUGUCACGCCCCCAGUACAAUCGGCGCAAAUGAUCACUACUCAACAAGCUACAAGUAUGGCAGGAGGACUUGUCACUAGUGCUGCUCAAAGUCUUGCGUCGAUGUGGCGGGGAUUCACCGGAAGAUAGUUUUUUUUUUUAUUUCAUUGAAUAGCUUUUUUUUUCGAUUCCAUUUCUCUCGGUAAUAGGCUAAAUUAGAUUAACUUAUUAAUGAUUUUUGAUGAGUCUUCUAACAAAAAUUUCGUUUAAUAAAUGACUGAAAAGUUAUUCACAUUUUAAAGAGACUCAGUGGGAUUAUAAACCAGAAAUGCGUAUUUUCAAUUAGUAAUUUUUUAAACGUAACAUUGAGCCUUUUUAAAUGUUCUUAGGAUUGUAAUGGAUAACUUCCUGCUUAUGAAAUUAAUCUUAAGAUGUUAAUUUUUAUGAUGCACAGAUCAGUUCCUUUUUUUCAAAUUUCGGGAUUAAUGUAAAUUCUGUUUGAAUCGAAAUAUUUCGCAUAGUUUGUUCUAUAGGGUUGAAAAAUAUCACUGAUGAGACCACAUUUGUUUUUGUUUUCAGUUUUUUACGUGCUCUAGUUAGAAUAAUUAUUGAAAUAGAAGUGUUUUGUAAUUAGAAUCAUAAUCUAUUGUGAUAUAUUUAAAAAUUGUACAUUUUUCUAUUAUAAGUGUAUGUUAAAUUAUAUAUUUUAAUUAAAUACAAAACUUAUUGAUGAUA
Tribolium madens (black flour beetle) is the source of this 2193-nucleotide messenger RNA. It is a transcript of the gene Atg14, whose product is annotated as beclin 1-associated autophagy-related key regulator. Gene Ontology annotation, biological process: cellular response to starvation; autophagosome assembly; mitophagy. The transcript has 8 exons. Bases 187 to 1608 code for a protein of 473 amino acids. Gene Ontology annotation, cellular component: phosphatidylinositol 3-kinase complex, class III; extrinsic component of omegasome membrane; extrinsic component of phagophore assembly site membrane. Lineage: Eukaryota; Metazoa; Arthropoda; Insecta; Coleoptera; Tenebrionidae. The record is from RefSeq and is a predicted model, not a curated record.